AGAAAAAAAAAUAUCAGCGUUCUCUCUUUUGCUGUUUUUCUUUGUAUCUAUUUCGUUCUCUCACUAGAGCUGCCAUAGUCUCUAUUUGAACCGAAAGGAACAUCUCUUUUGAUUUUUUUACAUUGCCAGCGAGUGGCAUUUCAAGGAGUGUGGGAAGGGGUUUUAAAGGACCAAAAUGGCUGGGGUUUCAAGUGAAGAGUCAGGCGUGGGAAGGUCUUCGGAGUGGGGUUCCAGAUCAGGGGAAAUGUUGGUAGAGUGGCGGUCUUCUGAACAGGUCGAAAAUGGAACACCUUCGACCUCACCUCCUUACUGGGACUCUGAUGAUGAUGGUGGUGGUGGGCCGAAACCUCCUGAUUUAUAUGGAAAGUAUACAUGGAGGAUAGAGAAUUUUUCACGGAUUAAUGAAAGGGAACUUCGCAGCAAUGUGUUUGAAGUCGGUGGCUACAAGUGGUACAUUUUAAUUUAUCCACAAGGCUGUGAUGUUUGCAAUCAUCUCUCUCUGUUUCUCUGUGUUGCUAAUCAUGAGAAGCUGCUUCCAGGAUGGAAUCAUUUCGCACAAUUUACAAUAGCUUUCGUGAAUAAAGAUCCAAAGAAAUCAAAAUAUUCGGAUACUUUACAUCGAUUCUGGAAGAAGGAGCAUGAUUGGGGCUGGAAAAAGUUUAUGGAGCUGUCAAAAGUUCAUGAUGGGUUCAUAGAAUCUGACACACUUAUCAUAAAAGCUCAAGUUCAAGUCAUCAAGGAGAAAGCUGACCGUCCUUUCCGUUGCCUUGAUUGUCAGUAUCGGAGAGAGCUUGUCAGAGUAUAUUUGACUAAUGUGGAGCAAAUCUGUCGCCGUUUUUUGGAUGAGAGACAGCAAAUGCUAGGGAAGUUGAUAGAGGACAAAGUUAGGUGGUCAAGCUUCUGUGCUUUUUGGUUGGCGAUUGACCAGAAUGCCCGGCAUCGAAUGUCCAGGGAGAAAACUGAUGUCAUUUUGAAAGUAGUUGUGAAGCACUUUUUUAUAGAGAAAGAAGUAACAUCUACGUUGGUAAUGGAUUCACUUUAUAGCGGGCUGAAGGCUCUAGAAGCCCAGAGCAAGAGCAAGAAAGCAAAGUCAAAAUUGUUGGAUGCUGAAGAAAUGCCAGCUCCAAUUGUUCAUGUGGAAAAAGAUAUGUUUUUGUUAGUGGAUGAUGUGCUAUUACUCCUAGAAAGGGCUGCUUUGGAACCACUACCUCCAAAAGAGGAGAAAGGUCCUCAGAACCGAACAAAGGAUGGAAAUUCUGGAGAGGAUCUCAACACGGAUUUAAUUGAGUGUGAUGAACGGCGUCUUACGGAAUUAGGUCGCAGGACAGUGGAAAUAUUUGUUCUUGCUCAUAUUUUCAGCAACAAUAUAGAAGUUGCCUAUCAGGAGACUAUUGCUUUGAAAAGGCAAGAAGAACUAAUCCGUGAAGAAGCUGCAUGGCUUGCUGACAGUGAGCAGAAGGCUAAACAAGGCGCAUCUGAGAAGGAGAAAAAGUCCAAGAAAAAACAGGCUAAGCAAAAGAGAAAUAAUCGAAAAAGCAAAGAUAAGGGAAGGGAGGAGAAGGCUAUUGUGGCAGCACAGGAAAAGCAACAAGAAGUACUUGAUGAUGAAAAGGGGGCCCCUAUGAUGGUGAAGCAGCCAGUGCCUGAAAAGCCUGAUGUUCUAGGCGAUGUUUCUGAUGUUUCCGACUCGGUUGAUGGUGCCACUGAGGUUCUUCAGCCUGACUCAGAAGACAAAGAUUCUAGUCCUGUUAAUUGUGAUACAGAUACAUCAGAAAUUCAUCUACCCACAGAAUCUGGUGGCAGUGGCAUAAGUGGACUAUCAUGUGUGCAAAAUGUAGUAACUGAUAAGAGGAGCCCAUCUAUGACGGAUGAUAGUUCAUCAACAUGUCUAACAGACUCGGUACCAUCAGUGGUAAUGAAUGGGCCCUAUAAAGGGAACGCAUCUUCAAAGAACCACAAUAAAAAAUCACCGAGCAGAGGAAAGAAUCAGCGAAGUAAAUCAUCAAGUGACGGCAAUAAUCAGAUUACAGAAUCUGGUAACCAGUCUUGUCCUGCAUUAGAUGCUGGGGACCAGAAUGAAGUUUCCGAAAGUAUUAAGGCCAGUGAAUCCGAGUCUGAGGCUGCUGUUCCUUCAUUGUCGGAUCAGACAAAGUGGGUUAAGCAGGAUAUUGUUAAGAAGGAUGUUGUUUUGCUACAAAAGAAACCAAGCAUCCCAGAUGCGGUUGAUUUAGAAAGAUCAAAAGAGAAGAUUGCUGCUAAGCCAUCCUCUCCACGAAGCCCUCCCAGAAAUCCGCCACCUUCUGCUCAGUUCAGGUCUGAAUACAGGAGUACGAGCAGUUUAGGUUCGAUUCCAGUUAGGAAGAUAUCGUCAAACAUCUUGCAACAGAGUGAUCAACCUGCAUCUUCGACUACAUUCCAAAUGAAUGGUACGUUAAAAUCCGAGACUCAGAAGGCUGCAACAUUAAGACUGACUGAAAGACCUAUAACCCCACAAGAGUCUGUAAUGCCAAGGCCUCCGAGUGCUCUAAUCCCUGGUCCUAGGCCAGCUGCUCCUGUUGUUUCUAUCGGUCAAACAUCUCCUUUUCAAGCUCGUUCAGCUAGUGCAAUUGUCUCUUUAGGUCCCGAGCCAUCAGCGGCUACUAGUUAUGUUCCUCAAUCUUACAGAAAUGCCAUGAUGGGUAAUCACGUGGCUUCUAGUUCAUCUGGUUUUACUCAUCCGAUCUCCCCAAGAUCAGGAGUCAACACUUUGCCGGUAUACUUGCAACCACCUGCCUUGGGAUCUGCACCAGUGUAUAUACCCCAGAGCUCCGAAGGGAUGGAGUCGAAUUCUGUACAAUCAGGCUUUCCUUUUGGCAUGGUAGAUCAGGAUAUCCUGUUGAAUGCUUCCCAGUGGAUGGACAAUUCUCAAAGAAAUGGCAGUAGAAAUAGGGACUCUGAUCCUUCUCCAUUGCUUAGUGAGAUCCAAAAUAUUGAUUUGUUUAAGCCUAUGUGUAAUGGAUCCCGGGAACACUUCACGAAUGAGUUUCCAGCCCGUACAUCUGGACGUCAGACCCAAGGUGUUUUGGCAGAUGAGUUUCCACAUCUUGAUAUCAUCAACGAGUUACUUGACGAUGAACACCAUGUUGGGAGCACAGGGCGGGCAGGAACGGCCUUCCAUGCUCUUGACAAUGGGUCACACUUACUAACCCGCCAUGUUUCUUUUCCAUCCAGUUCGGGCAUGUCGGGUGAGAUGGGAUCUUCAUGUGGCUCAUGCAGGUUUGAGGGAGCACAAAGUUACCAUGCUGAUGGGUUCCAACGAAGUUUCAGUGGUUCAUCGUGCAAACAUUUCGAUACACUGAGGGAAUAUACUCCACAGUCGAACCACCAACCUUGUGCAACUGGACAACUCGAUGGAUCGGCCCAAACUCAAUGGCCAAUGACUUCUUCCAAUCUAUCUUUAAUUCAGAUGGGGAAUGCAGAACCUGAUGGUUACCCGUAUUAUUCGAAAUCGUCAUGUGGUGUCGACGGGUACACGUUGGUAUUCCGACCUUCAAAUGGACACUGAAUUCGGUAAUCAAUUCAACAGCAAAUUUGACGGUUACGAAUCCGAUGUAAUAAUGUGCGAGUUUGUGUAAUCUUUUCAUAAGAGAAAAACGUUGUGUAAAGAUUGUUAUUGCGCUCAUUGCAUCAAGCAUUUCUAGUUUAAUUA
Hibiscus syriacus is the source of this 3688-nucleotide messenger RNA. Its product is annotated as TNF receptor-associated factor homolog 1a-like. NCBI's taxonomy places the organism in Eukaryota, Viridiplantae, Streptophyta, Magnoliopsida, Malvales, Malvaceae. The record is from RefSeq and is a predicted model, not a curated record. The transcript has 13 exons. Gene Ontology annotation, molecular function: protein binding. Bases 176 to 3544 code for a protein of 1122 amino acids.